AUGAGGAUAACAGCAAAAGCCAUCGUCCACGGCGCCGCCUCAGGCGAGGUGCUGUACUCGUCAACGCCCCUCAGCUUCUGGGGAGGCGUCGGACAGGACACAGGCGAGAUCAUCGACCAUCACCACCCUCUCUUCGGCGAGAACAUCAAAGACCGGGUGCUUGUGUUACCAUCAACUCGCGGAUCUUGCACCGGAAGCCUAGUGAUGAUCGAGCUGCUGGUGAACAAACUCGCCCCUGCAGCUCUUGUCUUCAGAGACGCCGAGGAGAUCGCAACAACAGGAGUCCUCGUCGCGCAAACACUGCUCAGCCUCUCCAUCCCCGUCUACCGAGUCAGUGCAGAGCAAUUCAACACUCUCCGAUCGCAGAAAUAUAUCUCUACUUGGAGUUCUCACGGCCCCGACCUGCAAGGCAGCCAAACACCACCCCCACCACAACCGGAAGACUCGCCACCACCCCAAUUACCAGAUCCAGACAUCACAAACCACAUCUCCCUAACACCAACCGACAAAGCAAUCCUAACCGGCGCAAAUGGCACCGCCGCAUCACUCGCCAUGCAAAUCCUACUUCAAUACGCAAACCUCCAAAACGCCCACCAACUCACCCCAGUCUCCCGCGCCCACAUCGACGCCUGCAUCUACACCGGCCCAGCAAGCAACCUCGUCGCACAAACAUUCCUCAAACAGGGCGCGCGUGUCGCCGUUCCCACAACCCUAAACUCUAUCUCCAUCGACCAGCAGCGCUGGCGCGAGCUCGGCGUGGACGAGGAUCUCGCGCGCGAAGCCAACCGGCUCGCGAGUAGCUAUAUCGCCAUGGGCGCAACCAAUAGCUUCACCUGUGCGCCAUACCUACUAGGAGAUUCUGUCCCGCAGACUGGCGAGAGUAUCGGCUGGGCGGAGUCGAAUGCGGUGGUGUUUGCGAAUAGUGUGCUUGGAGCGCGCACGCAGAAGUAUCCGGAUCUGAUUGAUGUCUGUAUUGCGCUUACGGGGCGGGCGCCACUUGCUGGGGCACAGACGGCUCAGGGCCGGGUUCCUGCGAGUUGCAUUGAGGUGGAUGUAAGGCCGGAGCGGGUGGUUGCGAUGGAAGAUGCAUUUUGGCCGUUGUUGGGGUAUGCGGUUGGGAAGGUUGUUGGGGGUGGAAUUCCGUUGAUUACAGGGUUGGAGGGGAUGAAGAGCAAGGUUACGAUGGCUGAUUUGAAGGGAUUUGGAGCGGCGUUUGCUACGACGGCGUCAGCGCCUAUGUUCCAUAUUGCUGGUGUGACCCCUGAAGCGGCGCAGUUCUAUCCCGCUGGACUGCCGCGGAUUCGGUUGACGGAGACGAAUCUGCGCGCUGCGUUGGAUGGGCUGACCACGGCGAGUGACAAGACAGUUGGGCUCAUCUCGUUGGGAAACCCACACUUCUCCCUGGAAGAGUUUGCGCGGCUGAGUGAACUCUGCGAUGGCAAGCGCAAGGUAUCAUCUGUGCAGAUGAUGAUCACGACGAACCGGGAAGUCUACGGCCAUGCUUGUACUGCUGGAUAUACCAAAAUACUCGAGGCCUUUGGAGCUGAAAUCGUCACGGAUACAUGCUGGUGUAUGAUCUCCGAGUCGGCGAUUAAGGCAGAUGUGGUGAACCUGAUGACGAACUCGGCCAAGUAUGCGCAUUAUGCACCUGGGAUUGUGCACCGAGGGGUGCACUUUGGGAGUCUGAAGGACUGUGUUACUGCUGCAGAGAUGGGACGAGUUGAGGACCUUAUGGUAACAUAG
This is a messenger RNA of Aspergillus versicolor CBS 583.65, 1743 nucleotides long. RefSeq lists its product as uncharacterized. The record is from RefSeq and is a predicted model, not a curated record. The transcript has a single exon. NCBI's taxonomy places the organism in Eukaryota, Fungi, Ascomycota, Eurotiomycetes, Eurotiales, Aspergillaceae. The coding region runs from base 1 to 1743 and encodes 580 amino acids.